AUGUAAAAGCCAUAACAUUUCGAUGCGCCCCAAUCGCGCGCAUGAUGGGCUCUGUUUUUUUGACGCUCCUUGCGUCAACCCUGGCUGUUGCACAUGUCUUUGACCUCUCUGAGCUACAGUGGACGCUCAAGAACCAGAAUGGCUCUAUUGUCGUGCCCGGCUCCUUACCCUCACAGACUCACCUUGAUCUUUUCGAGGCUGGUAUCAUUGAUGACCCAUUGUUUGGUAUCAACGAGUUCACAGAAAGAUGGGUCAUCAACGAUAACUGGACUUACACCGCGGACUUGACUCCAUUCACUCAAACUUACCAGAGUAACACGUCCGGAAAGACACUCCUUAUUUUCUAUGGAAUCGACACCAUUGCUAACAUUACGUUUGCCGGCCACCCCGUGGCUUGGGUCAACAACCAGUUCCGGCGUUAUACCUAUGACAUCUCAGACUACUUGAGUUCUUCUCCUGGAGAGAACAAUCUGACGAUCGCGCUCGAGAGCGCGUGGUAUUACGGGCUGAAUGUAACAAUGCGGCCAGAUGCUGAAUACUUUCCCAAUACUCCGGUGUCCACUUCGGAUAAUUAUGAGUAUCCUAAUGUUCGUGCGUGGAUCCGCAAGAUCAACGACGACUUCGGCUGGGAUUGGGGUCCAGCUUUUGUUCCCAGUGGCAUCUAUAAACCGGCCUACCUUGUGACGCUCUCUGGGUCUGAACUUCGAGAUCCAGCUUCGAAUGCUACGUCAUGCCCUGUGACGAGCAGUUCUAUCCUUUUGGAUGAAACUUCUCUCGAUAUUUACAAGUACGGCCAAAAUACAUCUGUUGCCCCUGAUCAAUCCGCAGACUGGAUUAUCAACGUUACGUUUGCCAUUCGCUCGAUCAAAUCGUUUGAGAAGCCGACUAUCACUCUGUCCAUCCCAGAACUCAAGCUCACAUCGGAGCCGUUGAAUCCUGGACCUAUUCCUGCCAACGCCGGUGAGGAUAUAUACCUGUGUGUCAACUGGUCUAUUCCGGACAAUGCUCCUGAAAGAUGGUAUCCAAUUGAUCUUGGUGACCCCAAGCUCUACAACCUAACUGUCACUUUGGACCCAUCUCCGGGUCAAGGCGAUUGGCCAAGCGCUGAACCGAUCACUCAGACCAUCAUUACUGGCUUUCGCACCAUUCAACUAUUGCAAACUCCUUACUCCGAAAAGGAGAUUACAUUGCGAGGUAUUACCCCUGGUGACCAAUGGCAUUUCGCUAUCAACGGAAAGGCAUUCUACACCAAAGGCACGAACAUAAUCCCUUUCGAUCCCUUCUACUCCCGCAUCAAACCCGAGGCAGUUCGUUGGGUCCUGGAGAGUGCUGUUAAGAGUGGCCAAAACAUGCUUCGUGUUUGGGGUGGCGGCAUUUAUCAGCCAUCCGAUGCUGCAAUUGAUGGAGGGUUGUAUAGCUUCUACAGUCUUUGCGACGAGCUCGGUAUACUUGUGUGGUCGGAGCUCAUUUUCUCAGAUUCACUAUUCCCCAUUAACAACUUCUUGCUGGAGUCCAUCGAGCCUGAAGUGCGUCAGAAUGUCCGAAGGGUUAACAGGCACCCAAGUAAUGUACAAUGGGCCGGUGGCAACGAAAUUGAGGGUAUCGUGAUGGCAGCCAACGCCUCCCUUGCUAAUGGCACGCAUUACCUGGAUGAGUUCGUUUACAUGUUCCAAGACUACCUGCAUGAUAUUGUGCUUUCCGAGACGAACUCUGUUCCGUACACCGACUGUUCGACAACUCGCGGUGUUCUAAGUCUCGAUCCAUAUGUCCUUCGUUUUGCAAAUGGUACCCCAGGAUAUAUCUAUGGGAAUACCGAACGAUAUAACUACAAUGCCUCGGAAGCCUUUGAUCUGACGACGUACCCUGUUGGUCGGUUUGUUAGUGAAUUUGGUUUCCACUCCAUGCCCUCGUUCUACAGCUGGAAGGAGGUCCUCGAGAAUCCCGAAGACUACGCAUUCAAUUCCUCUGUCGUGAUGUCCCGUGACCACCAUCCUCCUGCUGGCAAUCUCUCGUGGCCGAACCCCAAUGCGCCUCAAGGCCAGUACCAAAUGACCGCUGCUGUCGAACUCUGGUUUCCCACUCCUGGAACUUCGGACUCGAACCAGACCUUUGCUCAAUGGUGUUGGAGCACCCAGCUUUUCCAGUCCAUGAAUAUGGUUGCCGAGAUCGCAUGGUACAGACGUGGUGCGGGUUUGGGCGAGAACAACCUCGGAAGCUUGGUUUGGCAACUCAACGACAUCUGGCAGGGUGUCAGCUGGUCAGCUAUUGAAUACUCUGGAAGAUGGAAAGUUCUUCAGUACAGCUUGGCGACUGUCUACUCCCCUGUCAUCAUCAAUCCCUUCUGGUUCCCAGGAAAUGAGUCGCUUACCAUAUUAGCUACGUCUGACCGCUGGGAGACGGUCAACGGUACCGCGCAAUUGAUAUGGUAUGACUGGAGUGGAAAUGCGAUCAGCUCUACGGCCAUGCCAUUCUCCAUCCCGACUCUGAACAACUCGCUUAUUUACGAGGGAACCGGCCUCGACGCUAUCCUGCCCCAUGGUUACAAUGCCAAGGACGUCUGGCUCCUGAUGAACGUAACCGCUACUGUGGAUAACAAACUUGUGACCAGCGAGUCCUACUUCACUCCGGUGUCGCUCGCCUACUCUAACCUCGUCGACCCACAAAUCACUGUAAUCGCAGGCGAAAACUAUACUUUCACAUUAUCUGCCAAGGGUGGCGUAGGUGCUUGGACGUGGCUUGAUCACCCUUCAGGGACGGUUGGGUACUUCCUCGAUCCUAUGACUGGGCUUCCUUCAAAUGGUUACUACCUCAUUCCUGGUAUCGAUCGCACUGUCCAAUUUAUAUCCAGCGUGGAACUUGCGACUGUCCAAAGUCCUGAUCCCGCCCACUUCGUAGUGAGGUCGUUGUGGAAUAACACUCAUAUUUAAGGCGUAGUCCGGAAAAUCAUGGACUUUUGCAAAAUACCAGCUUAUUCACGAUCAACC
Suillus fuscotomentosus is the source of this 2984-nucleotide messenger RNA. Its product is annotated as glycoside hydrolase family 2 protein. NCBI's taxonomy places the organism in Eukaryota, Fungi, Basidiomycota, Agaricomycetes, Boletales, Suillaceae. Gene Ontology annotation, biological process: glycoprotein catabolic process. Gene Ontology annotation, molecular function: beta-mannosidase activity. The record is from RefSeq and is a predicted model, not a curated record. The transcript is spliced from 12 exons. Bases 42 to 2927 code for a protein of 961 amino acids.